This is a messenger RNA of Stylonychia lemnae, 1563 nucleotides long. Lineage: Eukaryota; Ciliophora; Spirotrichea; Sporadotrichida; Oxytrichidae. The record is from the annotation of a GenBank genome assembly.
AUGGCAGAGGAAAUACUCCCCAAGAUUAGUAAAAUAUUUUCAAUUACUUUAAUCUCAAUUCUAGAUAAAUUAAGAAAAGCCUUCGCUUCAGGUGUGACUAAGCCAGUAGAAUGGAGAAAACAAUAACUGAGACAACUAUUGACUGGAAUCCAGGAAAUGAAAAUUCAAAUGACCACUGCAAUCGAGAAGGAUCUAGGUAAAUCGCCAUUUGUCACUGAAGUUACUUCAAUUCAACCUUGCCUCUGGGAUAUAGAGUUUAGUUUAAGUCAUGUUGACGAAUUUGUUAAGGACAUUAGCCUAGAUACACCUAUGAUGUUUGCCCCUAGUAGUACUUAAAUUAGAUACGAGCCACUAGGAGUCGUGAUGAUUUAUGGAUCUUGGAAUUAUCCCUUCGUCGUCACCCUAAAGCCACUAUGCUAGGCAAUUACAUCAGGUAACUGUGCUCUCAUUAAGCCAUCAGAGUUGGCUCCUCACUCUAGUAGAGUCAUCAAGGAUCUGGUCAACAACUACUUGGAUAAAUCCUGCUUUGACGUCAUUGAAGGAGGACCAGAAGUGGCAAUUGAGGCCUAGAAGUACUAGUUUGAUCUUAUUUGUUUCACAGGAUCCACCCAGAAGGGUAAGCUAGUAGCAGAAGCUGCAGGCAGAUUUUUAACUCCCUGUAUUCUUGAAUUAGGAGGAAAAUGCCCAGCCAUUAUUGAUGAGUCAGCUAAUAUUGAAUUGGCUGCAGCUAAGAUCUCAUUUGCAAGAUUUAACAAUUCUGGCCAAACUUGCAUCUGCACAGACUAUGUCUUGGUUCAUGAUUCAGUGAAAGAUCAAUUCGUUGACAGAAUUAAGAGCAAACUUAGAGACCAUUAUGGAGAUGAUCCAAAUGGAAACCCACAUAUGGGAAAGGUUAUUACUGAGUGGCACUGUGAUAGACUGAAAAAUUUGAUUGAGACCAGUUAAGGAAAGAUUCUUUGUGGAGGAACAGUGAAAAAGGACAUAAAAUAUGUGGAACCAACAAUUAUCCUAAACCCUAAAAAGGACUCUCCAGUGAUGGAGGAGGAGAUCUUCGGACCCAUUCUCCCAAUUCUCACAUUCAGCAAGAUUGAAGAGGUUGUUGACUUUAUUAACAGCAAAGAUAAACCACUUGCAGUCUACUACUUCGGUAAAUACUUCAGAAAUCCAAACAGAGACAAGAUUAUGGAUACUACCACAAGUGGAGCAUUUGUUUAAAAUGAUGUACUUAUUCAUAUGAUCAAUCAUGAAUUCGGCUUUGGUGGUGUUGGAGGCAGUGGCUAUGGCAGAUAUGGUGGUUAUGAGGGAUUCAAAGCCUGGUCUAACCCUAAAAGUGUCAUGUACAGACCUGCAUUGAAUUUCUACCCUUUAAAUGCGUUCUCACCUCCAUUUACCCCUGAGAGACAAGUUCAGUUAAGAAAAUUGAUGAAGAUGAGUGGCACAUAGAACAAAACUAUUAAAAUUGUGGUUUGGAUUUUAGUACUCCUAACUAUAGCUAUUCUUAUCGGUACCCUGCAUAGCCAAAUUUAUCAUGGAAUUCAGGAUGGAUGCAGAAACAUUAUUUGA